AUGGAUCCAACUCGGGCACCAGAUUUCAAACCACCUACCCCAAAUGAGCAGCCUCAUCCUCCUAAUGAUCCAGAAUCAACAAUUCCAAAAUCAAAGCCUAUCGUUCCCUAUGUAUUGGCCGAUUAUAAUGCCUCUAUUGAUGCCCCUUUCCAAAGGAAAUCAAAACGUAUAUCUCCUCAUCCAUCAAUGGUUAAUCAAUUACCUGAUAACACCAAUAUUAAGAAUAACGGGAGAAAGUUUAGAUCAAAUAGAAUACCAUUAAAUAUGGACGAUUUCCAGCCUUUAUCCAAUGAAAUUUCGUCUGCUGAAGAAGAGGAUGAAAAUGAAGAGGAUGAAAUUAAUGAAAUUGUUGAAGAUAGUUCUAAAGUUGAAACUUUAACUGAUAAUGAAUCAGAUUAUGAAAAAUCUACCACUAGUUACAAUUUCGGUGUUUUGAAAAAUCAAAUUGCUGAUUUAGAAGAAGUGCCUCAUGGAAUUGUAAGACAGGCUCAAGAUAUCGAAUCUUAUGAAUUCCCAUCACAUAGAUUAUCAAAAAAAUUAAAUAAUCCAAAUAAGCUACCAUUAGUUAUAGUUGCAUGUGGUUCUUUCUCACCAAUUACAUAUUUGCAUUUAAGAAUGUUCGAAAUGGCCUUAGAUGCUAUUAAUGAACAAACUAGAUUUGAAGUUAUAGGUGGUUAUUAUUCACCUGUGAGUGAUAAUUAUAAAAAAGCUGGUUUAGCUCCUUCAAAACAUAGAGUUCGUAUGUGUGAAUUAGCUUGUGAAAGAACAUCAUCGUGGUUAAUGGUAGACGCUUGGGAAUCUUUACAACCUGCUUAUACCAGAACUGCAAAAGUAUUAGAUCAUUUUAAUCAUGAAAUUAACGUUAAAAGAGGUGGUAUUUCAAAAAUUACUGGUGAAAAAAUUGGUGUUAAAAUUAUGUUAUUGGCCGGUGGUGAUCUAAUUGAAUCAAUGGGUGAACCAAACGUUUGGGCUGAUGCUGACUUACAUCACAUUUUAGGUAAUUAUGGUUGUUUAAUCCUAGAAAGAACCGGUUCAGAUGUACGUUCAUUUUUAUUGUCUCACGAUAUCAUGUAUGAACAUAGAAGAAAUGUUUUAGUUAUAAAACAAUUAAUCUAUAAUGAUAUUUCAUCUACAAAAGUUCGUUUGUUCUUAAGACGUGGGAUGUCUGUGCAGUACUUAUUACCUAAUUCUGUAAUUAGAUAUAUUGCUGAACAUGGCUUAUAUGUCAAUCAAACAGAACCGGUAAAACAAGUUAUGGGUAACAAGGAUUAG
Vanderwaltozyma polyspora DSM 70294 is the source of this 1272-nucleotide messenger RNA. Its product is annotated as nicotinamide/nicotinic acid mononucleotide adenylyltransferase. Gene Ontology annotation, biological process: NAD+ biosynthetic process. The coding region runs from base 1 to 1272 and encodes 423 amino acids. The record is from RefSeq and is a predicted model, not a curated record. Gene Ontology annotation, molecular function: nicotinate-nucleotide adenylyltransferase activity; nicotinamide-nucleotide adenylyltransferase activity. Lineage: Eukaryota; Fungi; Ascomycota; Saccharomycetes; Saccharomycetales; Saccharomycetaceae. The transcript has a single exon.